AUGCUAGCACUGGACUGGUGGAGUAGCGAAAUCUUCAGCAUGAUCGUCGGCCUUCUACACGAUACUGCUCAACUUGCUGCACAUGUCGCGGCUGCUAACCUCUACAAUCUAGUGUACACCUUUACAUUGGGUUUGAGCAGUGCUGUUGGAAUCUUAGUUGGUUUAUCGAUUGGCAAGGGCAACGUAUCUAUCGCCCACGCGGGCUCUAGAUGUGGAUUAGUUGUCAGCGUCUUGAGCGGCGCUGUAAUCGGGGCUCUCUUAGUUUUGGGCAGCAGGCUCAUUGCUGAAUUGUAUGCCCCUGGACAAGUUCUCGUGCAUCAUUAUCUAUACUACAUAAUCCCCAUCAUUGCACUCUCGAUGCUUACCAGUAGUGCUCAGGCGUCCUUGGCUGGAACGUGCAAAGGACUGGGUUAUCAAAAGACUGCAGCAAUGUCCAACUUCAAGGGUCUUUACCUCGUCAUGCUUCCUUUAGGGACAUACAUGUGUCUCUGGACUUCCCUCGGAGUAGCUGGGGCAUGGAUAGCUCGGGUUAGCGGCACUCUAGUCGUGUCAGUACUCCUACAUCGGAAGCUCUCUGCUCUUGACUGGGAUACAAUCGCCAUCGACGCUCGAGCUCGAAUGAAUCGCGACCGAGAAGACGCCAAGACGACGCGUGAGUAUCACUGA
Molecule: messenger RNA, 666 nt
Organism: Perkinsus marinus ATCC 50983
Lineage: Eukaryota; Perkinsozoa; Perkinsida; Perkinsidae
Product: multidrug resistance pump, putative
Exons: 7
Coding region: 1-666 (221 amino acids)
Biological process (GO): transmembrane transport
Cellular component (GO): membrane
Molecular function (GO): xenobiotic transmembrane transporter activity; antiporter activity
Source: RefSeq, a predicted model, not a curated record